Molecule: messenger RNA, 357 nt
Organism: Fonsecaea erecta
Lineage: Eukaryota; Fungi; Ascomycota; Eurotiomycetes; Chaetothyriales; Herpotrichiellaceae
Exons: 1
Coding region: 1-357 (118 amino acids)
Source: RefSeq, a predicted model, not a curated record
AUGUCUCUUGGCCGCCGCAUGGUCGUUGGCGGCCUGGCCGUUGGCGCAGCAUUGUAUUUCUGGCCGCAAGCCUCGCCCGGAGUCCCUGGUACCCCCGUCGCCACCUUCAAAACCCCCAGCGUGCAGAACAUAGAGAAAGCUUAUGCGAAUGGCGGUGCCACCUCCACACAUACCAAGGCGUACGGUGGCACAAUUCAGGGACAGAAAGAAGAUGCACCGAUGAGAGAGGGCUCGGCCACAAGUAACCCCAAGGGGUUCCAGCGAGAAGGGUUUGGAAACGACCAGCGGCCGAAUGAACCCAUGCUGCCUGGGAAAUGGUGGAACAAGACAAUGUAUGGAAGUGAGAAGGGCAAAUGA